UAGAACAACAUGGAAGCACACUUGAAGAGUUGUAGACUUUUAAUUGUCUUUGGUCUCAUUUUGUCUGUAUUUGGACAAUGGGAAUCCCAAGAUUACUUAAGAAGAGAACACACAUUGACGAAACCUUAUCAAGGUUCAGGCAUGGCAGUGCCCCUGUGGGACUUCCAGGGGUCAACACUCGUGACCAACCAGUACAUCCGACUGACCAGUGACCACCAGAGUCUGCAAGGGGCCAUCUGGAACACUGCUCCAUGCUAUGUGCAGAGCUGGGAGCUGCAUAUUCAGUUCAAGGUUCAUGGGUCCGGGAAGAACCUUUUUGGAGAUGGAAUUGCUAUCUGGUACACCAAGGAAAGGAUGCAGAUGGGUUCUAUCUUCGGCAGCAAGGACAACUUUGUUGGACUGGGCAUCUUCCUGGACACAUACAGCAACCACAAUGGGCCACAUAAUCACCAGCAUCCGUACAUCUCAGGGAUGGUGAACAACGGCUCCGAAUCGUACGAUCAUGACACCGACGGCACACACACACAGAUAGCAGGGUGUGAGGCCCCGUUCCGGAACAAGGACUACGACACCUUCGUGGCCAUCCGAUAUGAAAAUAAUGAAUUGAAAGUAUCUUCAGAUAUUGCCAAUAAGAAUGGCUGGGCUGAGUGUUUUCAAGUGGUGGGAGUGAAGUUACCUGUGGGCUAUUACUUUGGUGUGUCAGCUGCAACAGGGGACUUAGCAGAUAAUCAUGAUAUUAUUUCAAUGAAAUUUUAUGAUUUGGAUAAAGUAACAGAUUCAGAUAAGAAAACUGAGCCACCUUAUACCGGCUUGCCAAUGGCGGAGCAUAUGGAGGCCCCCAGAGAUCGUGUUGAUGACAACAAAGGCUCGUAUCUCCUGGGCAGUCUGACUGGAUGGAAGCUGUUUGUUGUUAUUUUCCUCAUCCUCAUCGGCAUCAGUGUUUGUGGCAUUGUUGGAUUUGUUGUUUUUCAGCGCAACCAGGAUUACUCUCGAAAACGAUUUUACUAAACCUUUUACCUGGUGUAUAUUUAUUUAAUAAGUGGAUAAUAGUAAGGUUUUGUCAGAAUAAAAUUUUUUGUCGGAUGAUUACGUAUAAGUUUGUGAUGAAAGUAAAAAGAGUACGAAAAAUAUUUAAAAAGAGGUGAUGGGGUUUUUAAGCACCAAUUUAUUCAAAAUGGUUUAUUUUUGUAUAUUUGUAUAUUUGUGGGACUGAUGAGUGAUAGUAUGCAGGCCAUGCAUUAUUGGAAUACAUUUUGUAUGCUGUAUGACUUGAAAAUAUAUAAUGUGACUUCAGUCUAGCUAUUAAGUUUCCAAGGCACAUAUGCUUGACAACAGGGAGCACUUCGUGAUGUGAUGGUGAUGACUCAAUACCUCUAGUAUCCUGUGUGUUGAAAAUGGGAGGGGUGCACAAGUUCCGAAAUGCAAACACUUGUUUAUUUUGUUAGAAGGCAUUUUCUUACACAUGUUAUGACCAUGUCCAAAACAAUGAACACAUCCAAAGUAAAAUUGUAUUCAUAGUUGUUUAUUUGUCAUAUUUAGUGUCAUUUUGAAAGCCCUGUAAUCAACGUAGAUAUAUAUCUCACUUCAUGUAUUUGGGAGUUAAAAAUCAUUCAUGUCUUCAUCUUAUUAAGGGGGACACGGGUGGCCCAGUCAUUUAAGGCGCCGUGAUUCGCUGUGCAGAGUUGCGUCCCCUGGACACGCCAGAAACCUAUGAUUGUGGGUUCGAAUCCCGGUUCACCCCGAUUAUGUUUCUAGAUUUGUCGGCACCAUACCCGUGCUUGUGGGUUUCACCGAAGUGGUAAACGUCUGAGACCUGCAUCACUUUGGGCUUUCCUUCCACAUUAAGCUGGCACGCCGUGUUAAAAGCGGUGUUAAACCCAACUCACUCACUCACUCAUCUCAUUAAGGAUUAUUCUGUGUUAAAAUGGUUUUUUUACAUUUGUGAGAUCAAGAUGAAAGAAAAUAGGAAAAUGUGUACAAUUAAUUACAUAUAAUAUGUCAGUUCCAACUGAGUGUAGCCUUGUUUCCAUGACUACCAUCAAUGGAGCAUCAGCAUGUAACCCCCAAAUUGUCCUCUUAACAUGAAUAUUCUGGGCUAGUUUUGCUCUUGCUUUUGGUCAAAAGCAUCAUCUGCAGUUAUCUGAUGAUUUUGUUUUGUUAUUUUCUAUUUUUUUAAUGUGAGUAUCAUACAUCAUACUGUUUAUGACCUUUAGAGCUACUGGUAUGAAACAGUUUGACAUUUGUAAUACUGCUCACAGUGUCACUGGAAAGGUCCAUAACUUGAAUGCAAUGCUGUGAUGUUUGAUGUUAAAGACUGUUUAGAUUUAGUAACCAUUAUCAGGAACUAGGGCAUUUUGUGUUUUGUGUCUACUUAUGUGCCUACUCAAAAUUUCACUCAGAAAUUUCAGAAUAAAAUCAAAAUGUAGUCUCACUUUCUUCCUUCAGAAGUGUAAUGUUUUCAAAACAAUACUUUUCCAAUUAGUUUUCCUUAUUUAAAGGUAACCAAACUGAAACUGUUUUAUGAUUUGGCUUGUGUUUAAGGUUGUAUUUGUACAUACUUGUUGAAGAGGAAAGAUUUUCAAGCACUGUCCAAUAUCUGAAAGUGACACAAUAUCAAAAGCUCACAUUUAACUCCCCAAUCAUCUUUGACAGAAAAUAAUUUUUAUUUCAAAAAUUAAAAUUGGUUAUUUUGAUUCUAUUUAUUAAAUUAAUGAUUAUAACUUGAAAACUACUGCAUGGAUUCUUUUCAAAUUUAGGACACUUUCUAAACUAAUAGGAGUGGGGCUGUGCGAAGCUUGAUUUUGAUAUGUGGAUUUUCUGCAAAAAUAUGAUUUUUUCUUUUCAUGUUUUGAACUUAGACAUAUUUUUUACAUCAACAUUUGAAACCUUAAUUGAUUCUUUUGAAUUGGAUGUGUGGUUUCUAUACCUUUAGGGGAGAUGCAGUGCAAAUUUUGAUUUUGAUAAGUGGAUUUUCUGAGAAAUACUGCUUUUUUAUGUUUUGAACUUAGAAAUAAAUUGUAGUCGAAGUUGGGGGUGUUAGUGAGCCCUGCUCACUUUCUGCCUUGUUGUUCCUUACUCAGCUACAAGUAAACCUGUAGUCAAUAUAUUUAUUUGAGAGAUUGCUUUUCCAAAACUUCACAGCAUUCCAGAGUGUAUAAAAAUUGUAAGCCAGAAUUGGAAUGAAAAGUUUUUGAAGUUUCUGCCCAUAAUUAGUGAGCUGGGUCUCAAAAGUUUGGCAAUACUUACUUAAUUGGCCCUGAAAGUUAACCCCACAUAAAAAUAUUCUUCUGCAGUGAGAACUGAUAGUAAAUUCAAGUUGCCUUGUUUAUCAUAUGCAAUGUUGUAAAUAACAGUAUGAAAUGCAUUUGACUUGUGUAACUUAAGUUGUAUAUGCCUGCUCUGUCAUAGGUGUAUUUUUAUUGUAAUAAACUGUGCCAUAUCUCUUGCAAAAACUCCUUCCUGAUCUAAUGUUUUGUAUUCAUAUUUCAAACUGCAGUACAUUCAGGAGAUAAACAUUAUGUGUUGUCAGAUUUGUGGGUGUUAAUAUACUCUUAUUGAGUGUUCAAUGGCCAGAAAUUUCAUUUGGAAGUGAUGUAAGUGUUCACAGCAGUAACAGGGUUUCAUUGUAUAAGUGGGUGCAUAGUGGAUGGGGUAGGUGCUAAAUAACACUCAUCAUAAGAUGUCUAUGGAAGUGCCAAUAUGAUCAUAUGUAACCAUGGUAACAGCUUAUGGGUUGAUUUGAUUUUCUGAGGGGAACUGGUCUUUUGGAUUUUUCUUAAGAAAAAUAAAUUGUUUUAGAAAUUAUUGUUUAUUUUUUUAAUUUUCUUUAGGUUUUACAAACAAAACAAGUUGUUUGCUGAAAUUGCUCUGUGUCCUACAAGAUGUGUUCUGCAUAGCAAAUAUGAAGAUCCGGGGUAGAAUAGGUCUUCAGCAACCCAUGCUUGCCGUAAAAGGUGACUAUGCUUGUCGUAAGAUGCCACUAAUAGGAUCGCGUGGUCAGACUCGCGGACUUGGUUGAUGCAUGUGAUCGUAUCCCAACUGCGUGGAUUGAUGCCCAUGAUACCAAUCACUGGAUUGUCUGGUCCAGACUUGAUUAUUCAUAGACCGCCGUCAUAUAGCUGGAAUAGUGCUAGCGUGGCGUUAAACAACAAACAAACAAACAGAAAAUAUGAUUGUUCGUCUCUCUUCAGAGAAAAUAAUUUUAUGCCUUGAAGCAGGGACUGAAAAAAAUCUAUAACAAAUAUUUAACACCCCAUCCUGUAUAGUAAAAAAUAGGGCCCUUAGUGCAGUCAGAAGUCAUAGUGCAUGAGCAUAUCAUUUGGGUAUUGCACUAGGUUUUUUUUACCUUUUGGUGAUAGCAUGGAGAUGAAAAUAGGAUGCAUGUGUAAGGGGUACGUUUAAUUUUUCUAGAUUUGUUUGAGACUUUGUUACAUGUAUAAAAUAUGCAGAGACAGUGUGCCAUUUAUUGAUGAUUGAAAUGUUCUGUGAACUAUUUAUUUGUCUGUUGAGUUUGGUUGUGGUCUUUAAUCAAUGAAUGUCAUGCAUAAGAACAAUGAUGCAGUGAAAUUGCCUCAUGAAUUGAUAUGUUAAAUCGAGGUAACUUUCAUUGCACUUACUCAUGGAAAACACAACAUAUUGCGCAGAUUUUACACAAAGUUUGUGUCACAGAAAUUCAUAUAUUCCAAUUUUUAAUAAAUUUUUUAACCCUAUGACUAUCAACCAUUUCUUCUGGGGGCUAAUUUAUGUUUUUUACUCGAGUAAUAAGCAGUUAUGUACCAUCUGAUUUUGAUGAGUGUAACUUGAUAAUUGCAGUGAUGUGAUAAGAAAAUGUUCAAAUUGUUUUCUUGCCCCCCCCCUGACAUUCAUCAGCCUUCUCCAUGUUGUCUGUGUUAAGAAAUGUUGAAGUAAACUGUGCUCUGUAGCAGUGUCUUGUCAAUGCAGACAAGUGUUGCCCUCUGUGUCAUCAUAUGAACAGCUUCACCUGUAACAGGUGGUUUUCUGGUUUGUUCAAGAACUUUACACAUGCACCUUCUGUAAAACCACAAAUGAAACAUUUCAGGAAAGAUUGGCUUGAGAUUUAAAGGGUGUAUUCAUGCAAUACUGCAUUGUCAAAGCAACUUGAGUCAGUUACCUCUGAUUUUCCUGGAUUAGUUUGAAGUGUAUAAUCAUUUCAAGUGGAUUAUGAGCUUUAUUAAGAUGAACUCUACUUUCUCCCUGUUGCUCAGUGAGCCAAUUCCUGUUCAAAAUUCCAUUGGAAAGACAAACUUUCAGUAUUGUUAUUAGGUCUUUUGCUCCAAUUGAGUAGCAUGAAAAGAUUUGUACAGUGUAUUGGUUUGUAUGUUCCAUGUUAAACAAUGUGUUCAAAAUAUAGCCUCUAAUGUGGUGAUAAUACAUUUUAGAAGCAUAUUUGGUCUUUUGAAGGCCUACCCUUUCAUUUGACUAUUUAAACAGAACAAUUCUUCCUACUUAUAAUGGUCUAGAGCUAUCAUUUCACCUAUCAUUCAGUCUGAGGCACUGCAAUUUACUGUACGGAGCCGCUUCUUGUGCCAGAAACCCCAUUUGUGACCAACUUGUGUUAUUCCGGGACAAGCCAAAUAGUGACUCGUGCCCCUCUCGUGGCCAUUUUUGUGACUGGGUUCCGUCUAAGUGCAAACAGGCAUAAGUAAAAGAAUUGUCAACUAGUUGCGUAAUGAUUCACAUAUAUUUCCCCCUGUGUCAUACAUAUUCCAGAUGUUAUUUAAAACACAUCGGGACUUACAGUAUUUUUUACAGUAUGACUGGACACAUUUAGCUGUACCUAGCGUAUAUUUUUAGAUGCAAGACAUGGAUAAAAUCAAAAAUUAUUCCCAAGGGAUUCUUUGAUCGAAGUUCUUGAUGUCAUACAUACAUUCUGAUGGGUUUGUCGUAUUUUUGCACAUAACUUUCAUUGAUGGGAAUGAGUCUUCUUGAAGGUUACGGAAAGGGGCAAGUGGUGACGAAUGCCAGAAACCCAUGAUCAUACGUUCACAUCCAGAUUUGGCUCUGAUUAUGUGUUUUAGUUUCACUUGGGUGGAUUACUAAACAGUUAAGACCUGCAUCACUUAGAGCCUUCCUCCCACAUCAGGCUCUCCAUAUCAUUAUUGAAAUACAUUUCAAGCAAAACUCACUAAAUUUAGUUCCUGCAAAUGAAAUUUGAAUUAAUAUGAAUCAGUCAGAUGAAUCAGUUGAUUCAUAUUUCAUGUUAGUUAAACGUUUUUAAAGUUAUUGCAUUACUUAAGGAUUACAAUCAGACAGUUAAUAUUUCUGACUCACUAAACACUGACACAUUUCAGACUGAUUGAUUCAUAGGAUAUUUACCACUACUAUGUCUUUUAUGGAAUCCUUUUCGGCAGAUAUUUGAGAUUAUAUUGUGAUUAUUUUCUAGCGUUGACGUUUUAUGCUUAUGUGAAUUCACCCACUGCGAUACUUUCCCAUACUUCCGUUCAUGUUUGUUCAUUUUUGUAUAUAGCUUUAAAAAACAGAUGCUUUCAUUUCAAAUUGUAUAAAUAGGUCAAUGUAUGGAAAUUUUAAAUAUCAAUAGAAUUACUACAUCUUAUCAAGUAUUAAACAAUAGUUCAAAAUCUAUAAAUUUAAAAUGAUCAAAUACUAAUUCCUAAGACAUUAUUCAUACCUCUUUUAAAGAAGAUAUUCCAAGAUAGCAUAUAUACAAGUUAUAGCUUUAGUUCAUGCCAAUGGUAGAAUAUGGGUAGUAGAAAUUUUUCAUGUGAACAAUAUUUAGCAAAUUUUGGAGAAUUUCAGCUUCCAGGUAAUAGUGCUUCCCUCAACUGCCAGUAGUGAAAUCCAGCUCAACAGAUGAUAUUUUCAUAUGUUUUGUCUUUGAAAACAAGUUCCUUUUGUACAUGAUUGUGGUAAAGUUGUAUGAAAGUGGACUGAAUGUUUUGCACCCUUGCAACACCUUGAUAUAGAGGAUUUCUGUUGUGAAGCCGUGGAAUGAGGAUGAAUGGAUGGAUGUCUUCCCACUGAUGGGAGCUCGCCUUACAAUAUGUUUGUGUGAGCAUUUGGUGACAUUUGCCUGUAAAUUGAUAAACUGUACUCACCUGACUUUUAUUUAUUUAAGAUAAUGGGCUUAUGCACAAAACAUGUGUCAAUGUUAACAUGUAUUGCCCUUCUAUCAUGCAGAGAUAGGGAUCACCAAAGUACUCCACCAUUGAUCAUCUUCCAGAGGCAAGAAUGUCCACUAGCCUUUUAUCCAAAUCCUGUUUUCACCCUUGCCACACCAAGCCCACUUUCCUGUGCUAAAUAUGAUUGGACUAUCGCACAUAUCGAUAGUCAAGUCAGAGAACGUUUCACGUUUGUUGACAAGGCUUUUUAAUCUUUUAAACACCCAAACGGUUGCCUAUGUUUUUGUGUCAGAGAUGAAAUCACGAAUGUUUUCAUUUACUGUUUGACGAGGUCGUCGCCAAUGGCAGUCAGCAUUUUUGUGAAGCUCUACGAGAUAAGAACAGCGAUCUGAUUGGAUAUCGCAUUUUCAUUACAAGGGGCACAACUCGUGAUCAACGCAAGGUGGUGCCAGGGUCAAGAAAAGUAGCCAUGAUGUGUCAAGGGUAGAAACUAGGCUUUGAUAUAGGCUGGUGGACACGCUUGCCACAGGAAGAUGUCCAUGAAUAUUCUUUUUGCGUUGAUACAAUUUUGUUAUAUUUUGUUUGUAACAUCAUGUAUCUAACCAAAAGGAUACAUGUAUACAUGAUAAAGAUAUGUAAUAUGGGUUGAAAAUGAAUUUCUUUUGUGUUUUAAAUAGGUCUCAACAUGCUCAAUCCAUUUCAUGUCUAAUGGACCCAGGUGUAUUUACUUUUCUCUUGUCAUUUUCUUUACUAAUGCAAUAUGGCUAUAAACAUGAAACAUCAAUGUCAAACAUACAUGGAUUUUAUUAUAUGGCCUUCUGGAGAUAUAUCUUUAUCCAGUAGGGAUGGGUAUUGGAGGUUUAAAGUGUAUCACAAUAGUUUGCGAUGCACAAGGCCCUAUGGUGAGACGUAUCACCAUAUAUGUAUAAUUCUAAAUUUUGAAUUCAGGAGCAACCUAAUACAUUAAGGUAUGAAUUGAAGUUCAUAAAUGUUCAAGACAAGAUGCUGGUACAACAUAAAGUUUACUCAGUCAAUAAAUACAAGCGAUUUGGGGGCCUCGGAUGCAUGCUCCAGGGCCGCGAAGGCAUUUGGCAAGUCUAUGACAUUAAACACAUGAUAAAAACCGCUAUUUGAAAUCACUUUAUAUAUUGAGCAUGAAAAAAUGAUAUUGUGAUACAUGUCACAGAAAGAAUGAACCUUAAUAUACCAAUAAUACUGGUAAUAACGCACACCCUUAGUAUCCAGACAAGGUAUAUUGUUGACCCCUCUACAGAGCUACUCCAGAAAUCGGAAGAAGCAUUGCCAUACUUUGACAUGCCUUCCAACUGUGUUGACAUUUUAAAAGCUAUUCGUUAUGAAGGAGAAUAUUUGCAUCUGAUUGUAUCUAUCCAGCACUCCUGCAAUUCAAAAGCAUUCAAUUUCCUAGUGAUGUUAAAUACCGUUCAGGUAAACAAAAACAAGCUUGUAGUAACUAUGUGUGACAGAUGUUUGGAAGGUGAGUUUCUGUACCUGGGUUCUGGAUGUUUUGUUGAACUAAAGGUUGAAUCAAUAAAUGCUUAAAGUUGA
This is a messenger RNA of Haliotis rufescens (red abalone), 8666 nucleotides long. RefSeq names its product vesicular integral-membrane protein VIP36-like. Gene Ontology annotation, biological process: endoplasmic reticulum organization; Golgi organization; endoplasmic reticulum to Golgi vesicle-mediated transport. The coding region runs from base 10 to 1008 and encodes 332 amino acids. The transcript has 9 exons. The record is from RefSeq and is a predicted model, not a curated record. Gene Ontology annotation, molecular function: D-mannose binding. Gene Ontology annotation, cellular component: endoplasmic reticulum-Golgi intermediate compartment; COPII-coated ER to Golgi transport vesicle; Golgi membrane. NCBI's taxonomy places the organism in Eukaryota, Metazoa, Mollusca, Gastropoda, Lepetellida, Haliotidae.